Molecule: messenger RNA, 1069 nt
Organism: Carassius auratus (goldfish)
Lineage: Eukaryota; Metazoa; Chordata; Actinopteri; Cypriniformes; Cyprinidae
Product: complement C1q-like protein 4
Exons: 4
Coding region: 197-832 (211 amino acids)
Molecular function (GO): protein binding
Source: RefSeq, a predicted model, not a curated record
CAGUUCUACAUUGCACUUGUCCUAAUGGAUUACUAAAAUAAACAAAACCCUCACAACAUCAGUCUAAAGUACAAAUGUUUUCAGACUUACGCAAACUUAAUACAAAAUUUCGAAGCUUUUGCAACAGUUAUUUAUUUAUAGAGGACAUUAUGGAUUAAUUACAGGACUAAUUUGAGAACCUGAAAAAGAACUGACGAUGGCGGUGUUACAAAUGGUACUGCUGCUCUGUGCUGGGAGUUCACUUGCAGAAGAAUAUACAGCAAAUUUAAACAAUAUUGCGGAUCUCGAGAAACUGAAAAACAUGGAUGAAAGGAUACAAAAAUUAGAAGAAACACUGGCCACAGUAUUGAGUGAGAAUGAAGUUUUGAAAACCCUGAAAGAACAUUCACAAAAGCUGGAAUUUCUCCAAAAAGAAAAUGAAGCCAAAAAGGUUGCCUUUUCUGCUGGACUUUUGGAAUCUGGAACAGGACACACUGGGCCCUCUAAUUCUGUGAUAACUUUGGUCUACAAAAAAGUAUUUAGCAAUAUUGGAGGUGCCUAUGACUCAAAUACCGGUGUUUUCACAGCACCAGUGAAAGGAGCCUAUUACUUCAAAUUUUACGGUCAUGGUCAUGGUGGAACAACAAUGGCAGUCAGUCUCUUAAAGAAUGGUAAAACCCAGUGCUCAGUGUUUGCUUGGAAGCCUACCUCCAAUGGUAAUGGCAGCAAUGGUGUUGUUCUCACACUGGAGAUCGGUGAUCAGAUUUCUACACAACUUUGGGCUAACACCUGGGUUUAUGAUGACCCAGAAAGUUACACCAGUUUUGGUGGUUUUCUGAUUUUCCCCCUGUGAUUGUCUAAAACUUGUAUCACAUCCAGUGUGCAAUAUGAAAUAAUUAUUUUAUUUGAACUUAAUUGUUCCUGUGUAAGUAAACUACAUUUUAGUAAAGAGUUGUAAAUAAUAGGCAUAGAUAAAGGGAGAUCAUUGCUUUUUAGUUACAAUGUUUAAAUAAAAAAUAAAAAAGUAGUAGUACUUUCCAUAUUUCUAUCAUCAAAUGCUGAACAUUGAAUAAAACCAAAUAUGACUGAA